GUUUGUAGGAGGCAGCUGGGAUGAUGCAGGAGGCCGGAGCGUCUUUUUGCCGUAAUGCGUAUGCGAUGUAUUAGUAACUUCACUCCUAUUUUAAAGUAUAUGUCUCGUUCAGAAAACCAAUUUAUAAACAUUCAUGAGGCGUCGUUGUGAACUUGGUCUGUCGUUAUAUAUAUUUUUGUAAAUGGUUUUGAAGCUGCCUGCGCCAACGUGUCCUUUACUGCCCAACCCCGUUUCGGAAAGUGAACAUUUUUUCCGGGUGAGAAGGAGUCUCAGCGCCGCUGUCACGGUGAAAACCGGGCACGACGAGAACGGAAAUCCCACGAAGGAACAAGGCUAUAUACUGUGCCUAAUUUCAGCGAAACGCAGAAGGAAGGAGGACAGAACAGUAGCCCUGCUCCAACCGCCGCUGACACUCACUUCGGACAAAGAAUAUGAGUCUCAGGCUGUGACUGAGGUGAGCGAGCAUGCAGCGGAAACCUCAGGUGACGAGCAAAGAGAGACGUGGUACAUGUCGGAUGAACCAAAAAUGGAGAAAUGCUCUUCUGGUGAUGACUCCAGCACGCUGAAGGUGACCCAAGAUGCCAGCGGAGAGUCGGAUGAGGGUAGCAGCUCAGAGAGCGAGAUGGAGCAAGGCUAUGGGAGCGGUAGGAAACAAGAGCCGCUUAUCUCUACCAAAGUGCACCAGCAGCUCUGCCGCUCUCCCUGCCUGGAUCGGCCCAGCUUCUCUCAGAGCGGAACUUUUCAGGAUCUCCAUGCUGAGGAAAACAGGCUUCCUGCCAGUGAAAGGGAGCACCAGGCCAAGAUGGAUUUUGCAUUGAAGUUGGGCUACUCAGGGGAACAGAUUGAAACUGUGCUGAACAAACUGGGACCCAGUGCCCUAAUUAAUGACAUCCUGGCUGAACUGGUCAGACUGGGCAACAAGGGUGAACUGGAGGCUCCGGCCAGCAGCUGCAUCAGCACAAGCACCUUGGUAAGUCGAGGUGCUUGUAACAAGGAAAUUGCCAGUCCAAAGGUGUCAUUAGAGGGAAAAGCUGUUGACAGUUUUGAUAACCUGAGGCCUAUAGUCAUAGAUGGCUCGAACGUGGCAAUGAGCCAUGGAAACAAAGAAGUAUUUUCUUGCCGUGGUAUCCAGUUGGCAGUGGAUUGGUUUCUCGAGAAAGGACACAAAGAUAUCACAGUAUUUGUUCCAGCUUGGAGAAAAGAGCAGUCCAGACCUGAUGCUCCUAUUACAGAUCAAGAUAUCUUGAGGAAGCUAGAGAAAGAGAAGAUUCUGGUGUUUACACCAUCCCGUCGGGUCCAAGGUAGAAGAGUUGUGUGCUAUGAUGAUCGCUUCAUAGUGAAACUGGCUUGUGACUCUGAUGGUAUCAUUGUAUCCAACGACAACUACAGAGAUCUCCAGAAUGAAAAACCAGAAUGGAAAAAGUUCAUAGAGGAGCGUCUUCUAAUGUAUUCUUUUGUGAAUGACAAGUUCAUGCCACCAGAUGAUCCUUUGGGGCGACAUGGGCCAAGUUUGGAAAAUUUCCUCAGAAAAUGUCCCGUGGUCCCAGAGCACAAAAAGCAGCCAUGUCCAUAUGGAAAGAAAUGCACAUAUGGACACAAAUGCAGAUACUACCAUCCUGAGAGAGUGAAUCAGCCUCAGCGAUCUGUAGCUGAUGAACUUAGAGCAUUUGCUAAAAUGUCUGCUGUGAAAACAAUGAGUGAAGGAGCUUUGGUCAAAUGUAGCUCUGGGCCUAUUGCCUCGAAAGAUGAGAGCGGCUUCGAAGCGAAACGUGUCGCCCCCAAGCGGCAGUCAGACCCCAGCAUCCGCUCAGUGGCUUGUGAACCAGAAGAGAGAUUAUUGUCCACUAGGAAAACAGAAACCAGCUCUGUGCCUUCCCUUGUAACUGCCCUCAGUGUACCCACCUUGCAGCCUGCUAAAAGCCAUGUAGCUGUUGCCUUGAAUACCCGAUCUGCCAGCAGUCCAGUGCCUGGCUCCUCUCAGUUUAUCCGUAGCUCUCUGGAGCAUAUGCCUAGCGUACAGUACCCACCCAUCAUGGUCACCAACAGCCCUAUCUCCUCUAAUUACGGUGAACAUUUCACUAAAUAUGACUCCGUGGGUGACCAUGGGUACUAUUCCUUGCUGAAUGACUUCCAAAAAAUGAGCCUGAGUAGCAGAACAGAGAGCUUCUAUAAUAUGGAGUCUGAGUAUGUGAUACACCAGCGAAAUCAUAGCUCCUGUCCAGAGCCUCGUCUCAGCCACUCCAACAGUAACUCAUUCUCCUCAUUUGGGGAAUUGUAUUUGAGUUCCGUGGACAGUAACCUAGAAGAGAAUGUAAAAAGACAUCAAACGUCCUCUCAAAACAGGCUUCGGGCCUUUUCUCAUGGAUUUCAUCAUGAAGCUUUGACCAGGGUACAGAGCGAUGGUCAAGAGGAGCCCAAACAGACAUCGCAUAAACAGCCUGGCUCCCACUUAGCUCCACAUGUCCAGCAUCCACCCAUUGGGGCCAGGUCUAGCUGCCCAGGAAUUUACCCCCUACCAUACAUGACCCACCCAUCACCGAUCUCUCAGCCUGGCCGUUCCCUUGGCAUGACUCGCAUGGACAGCAUCUCCGACUCCCGCCUUUAUGAGAGCAACCCCAUGAGGCAGAGGAGACCACCACUAUGCCGGGAGCAACAUGCCAGCUGGGACCCCCUACCCUUUGGGGCCGAAUCCUUCAGAUACCAUUCGUACCCCUUGAGCAACAGCCCGAUGCGGUCAGGCUGUGAACGUUUUAUGGUGCGUAGUAUGCCAGAAAAGAUAGAGCAGAUAUGGAUGAGGCCUUGGGAAGGCCUUUCCACCGACUACGUAGAGGGUCAGGUCGUCCCAGAUCAUCAGUAUGAGACCUAUUGCAAUCUGUGCAACAUCUUCCCCUCCUACAUUGUACGGUCAGUCAUGGAGAAAAAUCCACAUAUGACGGAUCCACAGCAACUUGCUGCCAUCAUUGUCGCCAGCAACUCUUGCCGUUAAGUAUGUCAUUUGAAGGCAAAAUGAGUGUAAUAUUAUAUACUUAAGUGACAAAACCUGUGAUUGCCUGUGCAUACAUUUAUAUCCCGAUAAGCACUAUUGGGAUAUAUCGGGACUGACACUUGAAUUAUGUGAGUUUUGGGGGAUAGUUGAAAAGGACCCUAUGGGAGUGCAUACCUCAAGGACAUGUAACUUUUUGGCCUUCUGUUUCAAUCACCUCACUGGAGUCAUUUGAAACACUAUUGAUUUUUAAUGCUAAAUAUAAUAUUGAAAUAUCUUUUUUUUCCCCAAGUAUUCUUCAUAUUUGGAGUUAAAAUAUUUUUUCAUAAAAUACUGUUUCUGGUUAGAAAUUUGUUAGGAUUUUGAAAAAAAGAUGCAAAUACCGGUAAGAUGCUGAUAUAUUGCCAAAUCCUAUCUAAAACUGUGCCAUAAAAAGACAUAGUUUUUUAAUGAUGCUUGUAUUGACUGGUGGUUUAAUUUUGCCUUAGUACUCAUAGAUGUAUCUUCUAGUGUCUGUUUUAAAUCUAUUUUAUGACUGUAUUUAAACUGGAUACAUAUGUGUUUUGAACCUCACCAACCUGCAGGGUUUGAUGGUCCAGAUGCAGAUCUAGACGUUCUUGUAAACCAGGUUCAUGAACCUGCAGGUUACAAGUAAUACAGCUGUGGUCAAAUCCCUGGUUAGAAUUUAACCAAAGGUUUUGGCUGAAUUAUUUGCUCAGUCUUUUUCAUGCCUUUGAUUGUACAGUCAUGUGCCCCAUAACGAUAUUUCGGUCAACGACAGACCGCAUGUAUGACAGUAGUCCUGUAAGAUUAUAAUACAUGGUAAGGAUAAUAAACAACUAUGUUACUGGUUUAUGUAUUUGCUAUACUGUAAUUUUUGUCAUUAUUUUAGAGUGUACUCCUACUUAUAAAAAAGUUUACCAUAAAACAGUAGGCCAUGUUCUGUACACUGUAUGAUGUUUGCAAUGAAAAACAACAAAAUUUUUUAGAACGUAUCCCCGUCGUUAAGCGACGCAUGACUGUACUAUUAGCUAAUUUGCUUCAACUGUGUCUUUCCGUUUUAUAAAGCUAGCUAAUAGUCUCACGAUAUUUUUUGGAACCUUGCUUUUGAUCUGACUCUCGGUACCUUUGCUUUUGCGUUGGGUCACUUAAACCACAAAUACAUGUCUAAAUUGCCUGCAGGAAAGGUAUGGUAGCUGGCUUUGACUUAGAGGGUCUUGCAACAAGGAAAAGACAGCAGCUACAGCCAGAUAAAGACACCUGGGUAUCAGAAGGUAUUCCAUGUGGCUGAUUUGAUGUCAUGAUGUCAUGAUGAGAAAAAAAAAAACAUUUUCAUGUGUGUGACAAAAUGGGACUAUGAGUUCAAGUCUAUUAUCGAUGGAUGGUUUGAAGGUGUGUACUUUCACAUCAGCCAAAUGCCUUGAAAAGGCGUUUCUUUGUUUUUAAUGCAGAAAGGCUUGUAUCACUCAUUGCACAUUAUAAACUUUUUUGCAGUAAAACCUAUGACAUUGAUUUUUUUAGUGCGUAAGAGAAGAAGGCAUUGUACAGCCUUUAGUCUCUUUAUGAGAGAGUGCGACGCUGCCUUACUGUUUCUUACCGUGAAAUUCCAGGCGUACAGCUGCCAACAGGGUUGUUUCUGCCAUUAAGCUAACGGUUUUCUUGCUGCUCUGUUAUUUUUUCCCUUCGGCUUUAAACCACUGAACCCAGCCCAGAGAGGGUAACUAAAACUCUCCGGCAUAGAAGCAAGUUGUAGACUGGUAGUUUGCAUGUUAAUAAAGGUAUUGUAGUUCACAGGAUGUGUAACUGAAAUUAUCCUCAGUAAAACCAGCCUGUCAUAGAUUACCUCAGAAGCAGAUUUAAAUAAACCAUUCGCUUAAAAGUAGUCUGGUUUAUAUUAUGCCUAUUAGUUUGUCUAUUUAGUAGAACAACUAUGUAUUUUUAUAUUGACAGAUCAUUACCUACUAUUUCUGUGUAUAUGUAAUUUCACAAUAUUGAUCUUUAAAAAAGGCACAGUGUAUUAUGGUUAUCCUCACUGGGGAUUAGGUGACGCUAAAGAUUGCAGGCAUUAAUCCCCAAAUCAGAAAACACAACACAAAAAAAAAGUUUUACAAUAACUGUGUUUUGAUGUAAAUUCCUAUUACAUACAACAUUUUGGUGGAAUUCUUUUUCAGAAGAAUGAGACAAUAUAUGGAAAACUGUCUUGUCAAGGAAGGGAUUUAUUUCUGAUUGACGUCAGAUGCCAGUGAUGUCACAGUUGCACAAUAACCUCAGUAGUUUUGCUGCAGGGUAAAGGGUCAGGGUGGACAACGUAAUUAAAAAGACUACUUGCUGCAUGUUUGACUUUAUGCAUCUAAUUGGCACUAUUUUUAUGAAUACUAAUAAAGAUAAACAUUAUACUACUACUUUGGCUUUUUCCCACUUGCAUAAACAGUAUCUGUAUAGUAUAAUCUGUAGUAUAAUGGGCAACUGCUGACUAUUGAGCGAGGGCACAAAUGGGAAAGCAUGUUAAAAAUCUGAUACAUUAAAUCUUCUCAAAACCUUUACUUCACUGCAGUGAACAGCUAAGGCUAAAUGUGUAGAAACAACCUUUGCUUGUUGAUACAAAUUGUAUCUCUUUCUUGAUUGUAAAAAUAUUUAUAAAAUGUACAGUAUUUCCUUAGAAUAGAUUUACGUAAUAGAUGCCAUAAUGUUAGUGACACCAUGUGUCACUGGGAGUAGCCCUUGGGCAUAUAUUUUCUCACUGAGCAAAGCAGUUUAUUGACAGGGAAACUUACAUGUGAUAUGACAGUGCACUUUAUUUUUGUGUGCAUUUGUGAAAAUUAUUCUAUGUAUUUAAAACAAAUAUAACGCUGUGCAGUAAUAGUGUUUUCAUUUUUGGUGCUGCUGAACGCAUAUCUUUUAACAGAAGUGUGGGACCCCGACCGAUACUGCAGAUUUAUUAACACAGUAUCUCAAUAUUUUUACACAAAUCAAAAUAUGUAUUGAUUGUUUUGGGCUGGGGAGAAUUGUCAUUCUGUCAUUCUGAAGUUUAAAGAUAAAAUUAAGUCAAACAACCUGAUUAUGACAGAGUCACAUGACAGUUAUGUCACUCUCCUUUGUCACUUAUCUUUGCCUUAAUAAUGUGAACUCUUUCAGACUGAAUUUUUUAAUAUCAUUGUGUUGUAUAAAUUGUUCCUGAAGAUUACUAUACUGUAGUCUAUAGUAUAGUUGAUUACAGUGUGUCAUAUUUAAUUACUGUAAUUUUUAUAGAUUAGACAAUGACUUUGCUUUAGUGCAGGGGUGCCCAACCCCCAGUCCCCACCGGGCCUCUGAAUGCUGGAGGUUUGCGCAAGGGGUGCAUUUCCAAAAAUAAAUGAUAUAUUUUCAUCUGGAAAAAAAAUGGAAAUGAAUAAAUGUAUAUAUGGCUUGCCUAUGGAUCCACCAUCACUAGAAGUUUGGAAAUCCCUACUUUAGGGUACAUUGUUAAAUUUUACAGUUCUAAUUUAACCUUAAGGGGCGGCAUGGUGGUGCAGUGGUUAGCACUGUUGCCUCACACCUCUGGGACCCGGGUUCGAGUCUCCACCUGGGUCACAUGUGUGCGGAGUUUGCAUGUUCUCCCCAUGUCGUCGUGGGGUUUCCUCCGGGUACUCCGGUUUCCCCCCACAGUCCAAAAACAUGCUGAGGCUAAUUGGAGUCGCUAAAUUGCCCAUAGGUGUGCAUGUGUGAGUGAAUGGUGUGUGAGUGUGCCCUGCGAUGGGCUGGCCCCCCAUCCUGGGUUGUUCCCUGCCUCGUGCCCAUUGCUUCCGGGAUAGGCUCCGGACCCCCCGCGACCCAAUAGGAUAAGCAGUUUGGAAAAUGGAUGGAUGGAUGGAUAAUUUAACCUUAAUAAAAAGAAAAAGAUAUAUCUUAGAAACAUCCACAUUUUCACAUUUUUUACUUUGACCUAUACAUACAGUAUAGCCAUUCUCAGGUAAUUAGUCAAAACAAUUUAAAACAAUGUACGCGUUCAAACUGUAAAAUAUAAAAAUGUAUUGAACAUUCAUGUAUUGUGGUAAUGAGUCAAUUCAAUUCUGUGAUUUUUUUUUGCUGUAGAUAUACGUAUAUAAAUAUUUGGGUCUGAUGACUCAAACAAAAUGUAAGUCUUAAUGACAAAGUGUGUAUGUUUAUUUAAAUAAAAUGUGAUUUAUGUGUAGUAAAUUCGAUGAGUGAUGUAAUUUUUUUUUCCUGAGAAAAUCUCAUUUAAACCCUGUUUACUUGCAGGUUUCAUUCAGAUAUCAGAAACGCUAAUAAUACAUUUCACCUGCACAUUUUUUUAGCUUAACAUGUAACAGCCUUAAUUACCUAAACCUGCAGGAGUGUUUGUAAUCUAAUGACAUAUUUGUAUCAGUCAUUAUGUGUAUUCUUUAAUUCAAUAGGAUAUCGUGUUGUAUUUCUUUUUUGAGAUGUCAAAUAAUUUGAUUCAAUGUCCUUCCAUUUUUGUACAUUUGUGUUUGUAUGGUCUAUUUUAAUAAUAAAAACAUUAGUACAUUAA
Brienomyrus brachyistius is the source of this 7493-nucleotide messenger RNA. RefSeq names its product zinc finger CCCH-type containing 12B (gene zc3h12b). Gene Ontology annotation, cellular component: nucleus; cytoplasmic ribonucleoprotein granule. The record is from RefSeq and is a predicted model, not a curated record. Lineage: Eukaryota; Metazoa; Chordata; Actinopteri; Osteoglossiformes; Mormyridae. Gene Ontology annotation, molecular function: metal ion binding; mRNA binding; RNA endonuclease activity.